CAACAUGAAUUCGGAGAGAGAGAAAGGGGAAGAGGGGAGCGCAUUCGGCAUUCACACACUGUUCAUCUACAAUUCGACGAUCUUCUUCUUCUUUCAGAACACCCUUUUCCUACGUCUCUGAAACUACGUGUCGUUUUAGAAGAUCCAGCUCAACUGCGACUAACUCUUGGCGGUUAAACUCCACCCGAACCAGACGGGACACGUUCGUCGUCGUCGUCGUCGUCGUCGCGCACUUUAUCCACCUCCACCAAACUCUUAACUAUUUAAUUCUCGGAAAUCUCCGCCACCAUCGCAGCCGUUGAUUUUCAGCUGGUUGUAAAAAAUGGAGAAUCCGACGAUUUUCAGAGGCAGUUAUCUAAAUGGAGCUUACCAGCCUCCCCUAUCUUCUUCUUCUUCUUCUCGCGCUGAUGUCAAUUACAGCUGUGGUGCUUGUGGUUAUGAGCUAAACCUGAGCUCUAAUAACCGGAACACAUCUUUGAUUGGCUCUAAUAAGUACGGGAAAUCUAUAAAGAGAGGGAUCAUAUCGUUCUUUUACAUUGAUGAGAGCAGAUUUAGUCAGGUUGAUGAACUUCAGUGUAAGCCCCAUUUCUCUAGGCGUUCUUGGGGUCUGUUCAGCCGGAGAACUAAACUUCUUUGUCGCAAGUGCGGUAACCAUAUAGGAAAUGCUUAUGAUGAUUUUACUUCUCCGGCUUCGUACCCACUCGUAUCAGAUGGAUCAGAUUCUUCAUCCUCAGGCCGUCAAAUUUCCAAAUGCAGAAAAUAUGAUGUUAGAAUUCGCUCUUUGCAGCCUUCGAAUUCUGAAGAAUGUGGCCCUUCGUUUUUGGAUUGACAUCCUUGAGCAAAUCUAUUUUGUUUUCCCUCGUGCUGAAGAAGUAUCUGCAGCAACAGCCAAAUAUUUACUUCUGCAACAAUCUUUGUAAGGUGUUCUCUGUGUUUGAUUGUAUCUGUUUUCUGCUUGCCCUCGCUUAUUUAGAAACUUGUAUAUAACAAUUUUCAGUAUUGGAAGAGUCAAUGGCGUGGAAUUUUGAAGUGAUUUGAAUGAGUAAAGUUGAUUUUCACUUUUAUUUUACCAA
Messenger RNA from Rosa rugosa (rugosa rose), 1073 nucleotides. RefSeq lists its product as uncharacterized. Bases 323 to 829 code for a protein of 168 amino acids. NCBI's taxonomy places the organism in Eukaryota, Viridiplantae, Streptophyta, Magnoliopsida, Rosales, Rosaceae. The transcript has 2 exons. The record is from RefSeq and is a predicted model, not a curated record.